GCGGGAAGAAGGGGCGGGGCCUCGGGCGGCGGUCGGGAACUGGAGGGGACGGUAACAUUGUUUCAAGUUGGACAAAUCGACUAGAGACAGCAAUCCGCUGCAUUCCAACCCGACCUAGGGCCUGGGUGCCGGGCGGAGUCUCUUCCUCCUCCCCAGCUCUGAGUCGGGGCCCUCUUUCUGCAGGGUUCCCAGGCCCCACGUCCGGGGCCGGGCUGCCCCGACUCGCCAGCGCGCUUCAUGGAGAACUUCCAAAAGGUGGAAAAGAUCGGAGAGGGGACGUACGGAGUUGUGUACAAAGCCAAAAACAAGCUGACGGGAGAGGUGGUAGCACUUAAGAAAAUCCGCUUGGACACUGAGACAGAGGGUGUACCCAGUACUGCCAUCCGAGAAAUUUCUCUGCUUAAGGAGCUUAACCACCCUAAUAUUGUCAAGCUGCUGGAUGUCAUCCAUACAGAAAACAAACUCUACCUAGUUUUUGAGUUUCUGCACCAGGAUCUUAAGAAAUUUAUGGAUGCUUCUACCCUCACUGGUAUUCCUCUUCCCCUGAUCAAGAGCUAUCUGUUCCAGCUGCUCCAGGGCCUAGCUUUCUGCCAUUCUCAUCGGGUUCUACACCGAGACCUCAAACCACAGAAUCUGCUUAUCAAUGCAGAUGGAGCCAUCAAACUUGCUGACUUUGGACUAGCCAGAGCCUUUGGAGUCCCUGUUCGUACCUACACCCAUGAGGUAGUCACCCUUUGGUAUCGGGCACCUGAAAUCCUUCUGGGAUGCAAAUACUACUCCACAGCUGUAGACAUCUGGAGCCUGGGCUGCAUUUUUGCAGAGAUGGUGACCCGUCGGGCCCUAUUUCCUGGCGAUUCUGAAAUUGACCAACUUUUCCGGAUCUUUCGAACUCUGGGCACUCCAGAUGAGACCGUUUGGCCAGGAGUUACUUCUAUGCCUGAUUAUAAGGCGAGUUUCCCCAAGUGGGCCCGGCAAGAUUUUAGCAAAGUUGUGCCUCCUCUGGAUGAAGAUGGACGGAGCUUGUUAUCGCAAAUGCUGCACUACGACCCCAACAAACGCAUUUCAGCAAAGGCGGCUCUGGCUCACCCUUUCUUCCAGGAUGUGACCAAACCAGUACCCCACCUUCGACUCUGAUGUCCUCCUCCCAGAUCCCACCUCCCAAAUUCACCCUCUCUGCCAGUGUGUGCCUGACCAGGAUUGAAUCUGAUUCUUUUGGACUCAGGUGGGCCCCUCUGAUCUUGUAUGACUGCCAUAACACUCAUCUUACCCUCUUGGCCAGCCAGCUCUGAGGAUACAGGGAAUGGAGGGAGAGAUGGAAAUGAAAGGGAGUUUCAGUGUUAGAUGCACUUAAAACAGCCUCUACCAACC
Messenger RNA from Elephantulus edwardii (Cape elephant shrew), 1368 nucleotides. It is a transcript of the gene CDK2, whose product is annotated as cyclin-dependent kinase 2. The record is from RefSeq and is a predicted model, not a curated record. Gene Ontology annotation, molecular function: cyclin binding; cyclin-dependent protein serine/threonine kinase activity; ATP binding. The transcript has 7 exons. NCBI's taxonomy places the organism in Eukaryota, Metazoa, Chordata, Mammalia, Macroscelidea, Macroscelididae. Gene Ontology annotation, biological process: G1/S transition of mitotic cell cycle; protein phosphorylation; signal transduction. The coding region runs from base 238 to 1134 and encodes 298 amino acids. Gene Ontology annotation, cellular component: cytoplasm; nucleus; cyclin-dependent protein kinase holoenzyme complex.